Molecule: messenger RNA, 328 nt
Organism: Staurois parvus
Lineage: Eukaryota; Metazoa; Chordata; Amphibia; Anura; Ranidae
Source: the annotation of a GenBank genome assembly
AUGCAGACUGCUUCUACAAACAUUUGUGAAAGACUGUGCAAUAAGUCCAUCCAUAAAGUUUCUUUGCUACUAAAUAUUCCACGGUCAACUGUUAGUGGUAUUAUAACAAAGUGGAAGCAACUGGGAACAGCAGUAAACUCAGUCACGAAGUGGUAGGCCACGUAAAAUGACAGAGCGGGGUCAGCGCAUAGUGUGCAGAAGUCGCCAACUGUCUGCAGAAUCAAUAGCUAAAGACCUCCAAACUUCAUAUUGCCGUCAAAUUAGCACAACAACAGUGCGUAGAGAGCUUCUUGGAAUGAGUUUCCAUGGCCGAGCAGCUGCAUCCAAG